Molecule: messenger RNA, 895 nt
Organism: Calliphora vicina (urban bluebottle blowfly)
Lineage: Eukaryota; Metazoa; Arthropoda; Insecta; Diptera; Calliphoridae
Gene: Arfrp1
Product: ADP-ribosylation factor related protein 1
Exons: 5
Coding region: 91-693 (200 amino acids)
Biological process (GO): protein localization to Golgi apparatus; Golgi to plasma membrane protein transport; intracellular protein transport
Cellular component (GO): Golgi apparatus
Molecular function (GO): GTPase activity; GTP binding
Source: RefSeq, a predicted model, not a curated record
GAAAAAUCUUUCUUUUUUUAUUUAAAUCUUAAUGAAAUUAUAGUGAAAUUCUGUGUAAUUUAAGUACAAUUUUAUUAAGUUCAAUUAACUAUGUAUACUUUGCUAAAUGGUUUCUAUAAAUAUUUAACACAAAAAGAUGAAUAUUGUGUGGUCAUCUUGGGUCUGGACAAUGCUGGCAAGACGACUUAUUUGGAAGCAGCUAAAACAAAAUUUACGAAAAACUAUAAAGGCAUGAAUCCCAGUAAAAUAACAACGACCGUGGGCCUAAACAUUGGCACCAUAGAUGUGCAAGGGGUGCGUUUGAAUUUUUGGGAUUUGGGGGGACAAUAUGAACUGCAAUCGUUGUGGGAUAAGUAUUACCAAGAAUCGCAUGCGGUCAUCUAUGUGAUUGACUCGAAUGAUAGAGAUCGUAUGGAGGAAUCAAAAGUUAUUUUUGAUAAAAUGAUACAAAAUGAUUUACUCUCGGGUGUUCCUUUGCUGAUAUUGGCUAAUAAACAAGAUUUACCUGAUGUUAUGGGUGUCAGAGAUAUAAAACCAGUAUUCCAACAAGCGGGCGGUUUUAUUGGCCGACGUGAUUGUCUUACCAUACCGGUAUCUGCUCUUACAGGCGAAGGUGUAGAUGAAGGCAUCAAGUGGCUGGUUGAAGCCAUAAAACGACACUCUCUAGUACGACCACCCCGCGUGAACGACUGAUGAUAGAUUUGUAAUUUUUAUUUUUUGCGAGAAAUGAAAAGUUCUUUUAUUUUAAUAAGCUUUUAUUUUUAAUUAGCUUUAUGCUAAACUAUAUUCCAGAUUAUUUUCUACUUCUUUUUUUCUUUUGUAAAUGUACAAAAUGUAUUUUAAAAAAAUCAUAUAAACGAAUCUUUAUAAAUUAUAUGGAAUUUUGAAAAACAAA